AUGACAGACUUAGUUAAACAGUGUGAUAGUUUUUAUGGAAGCUUGACUACUAGAAAGAAAAAAGUAAAUGUAAUUCCUAUUGCUAUCACGUUUUCGUUUAUGCAUCUUGCUAUUUUGAAAGAGAGGAACACUUACCAUAAAAAUUUAUGGAAGAGAGACUUUCCAGACGGAGAUUAUGACAAAUUAGACCAUGAUCAAUUACUUCAAUUGUGUGAUGAUAAGCCUGGUGUCAUUACUGAUAUAAUAUCCAUGCAGGCUUUUUCAGAUCUUAAUAGAGAUUCUAAUUAUGUGACAGAGGUGGAUGUUUAUUUUCAAGAACGUAUUGUUAGUGGUAUUCAAUUCAUUUUUUCAAAUGAACCGUCUUCUAAAGGAGAUAAAAACAAUGUUAUUGGAAAUGGUGAUAAAAAUCCAGAUAUAAAAUAUAAA
This is a messenger RNA of Scutellospora calospora, 426 nucleotides long. The record is from the annotation of a GenBank genome assembly. Lineage: Eukaryota; Fungi; Glomeromycota; Glomeromycetes; Diversisporales; Gigasporaceae.